GUUUUCUGAGUUAACAAAUCAUUUUGCUCGGUUUGCCUAAUAAAUAGUAAAGUUUUGGUCAUGUGCUUGUGAAAAUUUUUAAAUAAUACUUAUAAUAUAAAAUGGCAGCUGAUUCGGAGAAUGCUGCAAAGGAAUUAGCAAACUUAAGUGAGGAGAUUCGGAGUCUCCGUCUAAAAUUGGCAGACAAAACACGCCAACUUGAAGAUUUGCAGGCCGCCCAACGUGCAGAUGCGGCAGGUAAUGCGGCAAGCGAUGAACUGGCUGAUAGUGUUUUCACACCUAGAAUUAACGACUUAACUAAUGAUGAAAUAGAGCGUUACAGCCGCCAACUGAUACUCCCUGGUUUUGGCGUUACUGCACAAACAACGCUGAUAAACUCGUCAUUUCUUAUUGUAGGAAUGGGCGGACUAGGCUGUCCAGCUGCGCAGUACCUCAUUGCUGCGGGAAGUGGUCGCUUGGGCUUAGUUGAUUACGAUACAGUUGAUCGGACCAAUUUGCAUAGACAAACUUUACACACAGAGCGUACAAUUGGUUUACCGAAAGUAGAAUCAGCUAAACGUGCUUUGGAGCAAAUUAAUCCCAAUUGCCAAAUAGAUUUGCACAAACUUAUGUUGGACAGCAGAGUCGCGCUAGAUAUUAUUAAGCAGUAUGAUGUGAUUUUGGAUUGUACAGAUAAUGUUGUAACACGCUACUUGCUAAACGAUGCAUGCGUACUUUUAAAUAAGCCCCUGGUGUCAGGCAGUGCUUUGCAAUUCGAUGGCCAGUUAACUGUUUACCAUUAUGGAGAUACAUGCCCCUGCUACAGAUGUCUCUUUCCAGUGCCACCUCCUCCACAUGCCGUAACAAACUGCGGAGACGGUGGUGUAAUGGGUGCUAUUACUGGAGUAAUUGGUUCUAUGCAGGCGUUAGAAGCAAUUAAAGUUGCCACUGGUGUGGGUGAAACAUUUGCCGGAAAACUACUGAUUUUCGAUGGUAUGAAUGGUAUAUUUAGAAAUAUAAAGUUACGUGGCAGAAGUAAAGAUUGCAAGGUAUGCUCAGAGAAUCCAAUGAUUACCCAACUAAUCGACUAUGAACAGUUCUGCAGCAUGCACGCUUCUGACGAUGAUCAACCGCUUCAACUGAUUCCAUCACAAGAACGUAUAGAUGUGUUUCAGUAUAUCGAUAUGCGAUCGCAACCUCAUCUUCUAAUUGACGUGAGACCACAAAACGAGUUUGAGAUCUGUCGUUUGCCAUCGUCUGUUAAUGUGCCUCUAAAGGAAAUAUUAAACAAUAAAUUUAUAGAACGAUUUGCUAAUGAAUUAGCUGACGAAAAGUUGCCGAUAGUUGUGCUUUGCCGAAGAGGAAACGACUCUCAAAUAGCCGUUCAACACAUGUGCAACAAGUUUCCAUCUCAUGCGAUACGUGAUCUUAUUGGUGGCCUUUACGCUUGGCAUUACAAAGUGGAUAAAGACUUUCCAAUAUAUUAAUACUAUUAUUAAGCAUAUUGUACAUGUAUACUAUUCUUGUUAUUUUUACAUCUUUAAACAUAAAAUGGUGGCGUGAAUGUUUGAGAUAUUAUAAUAAAUAUUUGUUGUUAUGGAAAAAUAAAAA
Molecule: messenger RNA, 1590 nt
Organism: Bactrocera tryoni
Lineage: Eukaryota; Metazoa; Arthropoda; Insecta; Diptera; Tephritidae
Gene: Uba4
Product: adenylyltransferase and sulfurtransferase MOCS3-2
Exons: 1
Coding region: 102-1466 (454 amino acids)
Biological process (GO): tRNA wobble position uridine thiolation; protein urmylation
Cellular component (GO): cytoplasm; cytosol
Molecular function (GO): URM1 activating enzyme activity; thiosulfate-cyanide sulfurtransferase activity; adenylyltransferase activity
Source: RefSeq, a predicted model, not a curated record